AUGGCACUCUCCGCCGUCAAGAGUACAUUAGAAAGGGCGUUGGACAAAGAUCUUUCAGAUCUAGUAAGAGGAAUAAGGGCACAUAAGGAUGAUGAGAGAAUAGGGUAUUUAGCUGCCUCACAAAGCUUUGGAGAACAUACUGAUGUGCUUAUGCUCACUACGAACCUCAUACGAAAGGACUUAAACAGUGGCAAGUUGUACGAUACGAGCGUUGCGCUUUCUGGUUUGUCUUGUUUUGUAACUCCAGACCUGGCAAGAGAUCUCUGUGAUGAUGUAUUAGCCUUGACGAUGUCCCCAAAGCCAUACAUUGCUAAGAAAGCCGUACUUCUUUUGUAUAAAAUAUUUCUUAAAAAUCCUGAUGCACUUCGUACUGCUUUUCCACGCCUCCGAAAAAAACUCGAAGACCCCGACCCAGGUGUUCAGUCUGCAGCGGUCAACGUGAUUUGUGAAUUGGCACGCAAAAAUCCCCAAAACUACCUUUCCCUCUCUCCCGUCUUCUUCAAGCUUAUGACCAGCUCGACAAAUAAUUGGGUUUUAAUCAAAAUUAUUAAAUUGUUCGGUGCUCUAACUCCUCUCGAACCGCGCUUGGGAAAGAAGCUUAUCGAGCCGUUAACGAAUCUUAUCCACAAUACCUCGGCAAUGUCGCUCUUGUAUGAAUGCAUCAACACCGUUCUUGCUGGUGAGUCAACCGUGUGCUCCUGCUUUCACCGGGUGCGGUUGCUGCUUUCUAUUUCAUCAGGGGUGCCUGACCACCAUGCGUCGAUCCAGUUACCACGACGACCCCUCGCACAACAGGAGUGCUGUGAUUGGUUCAUUUGCCAGGGCGCAAUGGCUGCUACAUUGAAUGGGUCUGGGAAGCGUGACGUCCCACUGUGCUCAAUUUUCUUCUUGUUACAGCUCUGCGUGCAGAAGUUGCGCAUACUCAUUGAGGACUCCGACCAAAACCUCAAGUACCUCGGGCUUUUGGCGAUGAACAAGAUCCUGCGGCACCACCCGAAGAGCGUGCAGGCCCACAAAGACCUCAUUUUGGCCUGUUUGGAGGACAAGGACGAGUCCAUUCGACUGCGCGCCCUCGACCUCCUCCAUGGCAUGGUCACCAAGACGAACCUCAUCGAGAUAGUCAAGAGCCUGGUUCGACAUCUCAACUCGCCCGACAUUGGCAACUACUUCCGCUCCGAGUUGAUUUCCACAAUAGUGAGGAUCUGCUCACAGGAGAACUACCACUACGUAGUGUCGUUCGAGUGGUAUGUCUCCGUGUUGAUAGAGCUGGCACAGUUGAAUACAAAUCGGACUGGCGAGCUUCUGGCCAAUCAGCUUCUUGAUGUGGCAGUUCGCGUGGCCUCCGUGCGCCAGUUCGCGGUUGGUCAAAUGGCCAUAUUCCUGAGAUCUUGCAAAAGCAUGAUGACUCACUCGAACCAAGCCAGCCUUCACGAUGUCAUAUAUGCUGCAGCCUGGAUUUGCGGAGAAUACGCUGGGUUCCUUGAGGAGCCCCGGGAGACGCUGGAGGCGAUGCUGGAGACGGCGAGCUUCAUCGACCUGCCUGGUCACAUCCAGUCCGUGCUGGUGCUCAACUGCCUCAAGCUCUACUGCAAGUUGGUGGCCGCGUGGUUCGCCCAGACCACAGGCGGCUGCGACGUGUUAAGCGACCCCCCGCCGCCGCCGCCCGAAUCUAUCGACGCCUCGGCCGACCUCCGCGCCCUCGUCGACCGUCUGCUCGAGUUGACGGCCUUCCUGAUGGACAAGAUCUCCCUCUUCGUUCAUUCUGCCAACUUGGAAGCACAGGAACGCGUACGUGGUGUCUUGUUGUUCGUUUCCUGCAACUCGGCGUAUCGUCACUCGAUGAUUCUGAGUGUGUGUGUGUUUUUCUACGAUUUGGUUCGUGUAUUUCCAUUCCUGCUUCCAACCGUUCUCGAUGGACAAGCGAUUGUCCAGUUUAUGCUCAUUGAUUUGGGUUGCUUCCACGCUGGAAAGGCCGUGUCAAUCCACCAAUUGUUGCAUCUCGUCGUGAAGCGGCUAACGAAGCUGCGUGCCACAGCAAGCACAUCUCCGCUACCACAACCGCCUCCGCCGCCGCCCACAUCAACAUGUGGUGGUGGUGGUGGUGGUGGUGGCGAUGAAGACGUUGUUGAUCUCCUUGGAAUCGACGCCGACGACAGUCUGGACCCUCUCUCCGCAGUCAGGAAAACUGCCAGCGCUGCCGACGACGCUCCGACGCCUGCCACCGGUAAUCACUGCCUCCCUUUUCCCCCCACCUCCCUCCACCAUCCUUUCAAUCCACCCCCACAGCCCCGAUGGUUUCCACUGCGUGUUCAUGCAGGGCUAUCAGCCGUCAUCUCUGACACAAAUAAGCUGAUUCCAAGUGUCGCCGACGAUGACAGCUCGACGCUGCCCACUCCUCAAAGACACCAACACGCGGAAGGAAGCAACCACCGGUCCAUUCCUCACCCCUCUGCCACUUCUUUGUUUGACCUAUCUAAUUGUCUCCCGACGUGGGUGUUUGUUCUCUACGGGGGCAAGUCGAGCCUUGCGUGGAUUUGCCUUCUAGACUCGACGCAGCCUCCUCCAUCGUCGGAUCUGUUGAACGGUGUGCACGGUGUGUUGGUGGAGCUGGGCGGUCUCUUCGCGGGCGAGGUGCACCCGGUUGCCGCGAAGGCCCAGCGCAAAGUCCCCCUUCCCGAGGGACUGGAUCUGGACGCGUGGAUCAACGAGCCACCUCCACCGCCGAAGCUCACACUCGCAUCCCCCUCGUCUCUCCUGCCGACCGACGCGCCAUUGGACCGUCACAAGAAGCGAAGCAAGAAGGGAGUGAUUGGCGAAUCAGCGACUGGCGGCAUCUUUUCUGGCCUCGUCGAGCCUGAGGGUCCGAAGCCUGUUAAGCUCACUCAAGCUGAAUUGGAUGAGAUGCGGAAACAGCGCCUGCUGCUGCAGGAAUCCAACCCUCACUACCUCAAGAGCACUAAGAAGCGUUCACAAGGCUCGGUAUCCGAGGAGCCAGAGGCACCUCCUGUGGUUGAGGCUCCCUCUACAGACGUCCCCAAAAGUAAGCUAGCCUUGAUCGCACUACUUACUGUCCUAACAAGUACACCAAAACUGGCAAGUUCGGAUAAGUUCGCGAUGGAAAUGCAGAAACAGUUGAAAGAAAUCGGUCGGCAGAAGGCGAAGACCCCCACCGGCUGCAUUUUUUUGCUCCAUGGUUACAGCACCCGAGGCAAGGCACGGAAGGGCCAACGUCCCAGGAAGGAACGCGUCCCAGUGCCGGAGGAGAGUGAGGAGGCCGUCGACUUUCCAACUAGCGUUCCAGUGAGCACAGUCGUGGAUCUGCCGGAGCCGCCUAAUCGUCUUCCAUGUCGCCUUCAGGGUGUGACGCCGAACGACGUGGACUCCCCCGACGAAGAGAGCGAACUUGACCCAAACGAUCCCCACCGUCUGUUGAACAUCCAGCUGGACAUUCCGUCGAUGGAGGAGGCCACGUUGGACACGCCUUCGCGUCCCUCCACCGACACCAAGAAGACGCUCCAAACCAGGAACAAGAAGAAGAAGGCGAGCAAGGUCAAUGGAACGUCUGGAGUUGGAGGCGCACAAGCAAGAAAGGAGCCGUCGAGGCGGCACGUCCAGAGCAACGACCAACGUGGCGAAAUAAAGCAGCCAAGGUCCGACCAGCCGCCCGUAAUAUCUGAGGAGGCCUUUGUGGACUUGUUGUCGAACUUCAAGGCUGUCACCGCUGCUCGCGCCAAAGUCCGUUGUCCGGCGACUGCUGAAGCCUUGUCAGCCGGCAACUCGCACCUCCUCGAGCCCACCUUCGUCUCCCUCCUCGGCGCACUCUCCAAGGCUGCCAGCUUGUCAGUUGUUGAACGGGUUGGCACCAGUGCUUCUGUCUACGCCGAAGUCGCCACGACACCUGUCUGCGUCCUCAUCAAACUAUCCACAAGCACAGGAUCGGUGUCGAUCGAGGCCAAGUCGGAGGACGAGACCGCCUCGACAGACCUGGUGCAACGAGUUAAGACGCUCGUCAAAGGCUUUAGGCCCGCCGAAUAG
Molecule: messenger RNA, 4035 nt
Organism: Mesocestoides corti
Lineage: Eukaryota; Metazoa; Platyhelminthes; Cestoda; Cyclophyllidea; Mesocestoididae
Source: the annotation of a GenBank genome assembly